AUGAGCCGGCUUGAAUCAAUCGGGGUCUUCAGCUCUAAGCAAGAAGCUGAGGAUUAUGUUCCUAAACUUGCAGAGCUGGAAAAUGCUGCUACUAUGCACAUGGCGGAAUCUGUUGGGUUAGACUUCAGGAGUCUGCUAGAAUCGGAAACGGUCCCGGUAAAGAAAAUAUCGGAGUACACCAAGGGUCAAGUGGACACAGGUGUAACAGCAGUGCCAGAGACCGCGUCUACAAAGCUCACCUGUGCUUGGAUUUCUACCUCUCCUCGGGUGGAUUGCAACCUUGACGUUGCCCUGAAUCUCACUCGGGUUCUCGAACGGGUUCUGGACCGGGUCCUCGACCUGGGUCUGCGACCGGGCUGUUUCCGACUGUUCCCCUCGUAUGGUCCCGGGGACAGGUGGCUGAGACUGUUGGACAAGUAUGGAGCAUACGAUGGCCAUGACCGAGUCGUGGUGCAGCCGGCCGGGCUCAAGUUCUUGACGCGGUUGCUCAGUGAGUCUGGCGCCGAAGGUGUCCGCCGACUGCUGUCGUGGAGCCUGGUUCGUCAGUGGGCGCCCUUGAGCGACGGCAGCCUGGAUACAGAGGGUCCCUUGGCGCGCAAUGUGAGCUGCGUGGAAACGGUGCUGGCCGUGCUUAGGCUGCCGUUCCUGGCACGCGUCCUCUUCCAGAGUGUAUCAAAAGACCGGUUAACGGACGCUGAAUCAUUGGCGAGAAAAAUGCAAAGCACGUUCUCCGGCAUGUUGCAAAACUCGUCGACGUUUCAAGGAGAGCCGAGGCAGAAAAUCAUUGAAAAGUUGUCCAAGCUGAAGAUAAUCAUCGGCUAUCCCGAAGCGGUGAACACAACCGAGAAAGUGGACGCUCUCUAUGAAGGACUGACCCUCUCGAAAGCAACUUUAUUCGAGAACUGGCUUGAGGCCUCCAAAUACAAGCAGAGCAUUAUUUCUCAGGAUCGCGAAACUAUGCUGUUCGAUGCAACGUCGGCCAUGGUGUUUUACGACGCAAUGACAAACCAGGUGAUCGUUCCGGCUGGUGCACUGCUGUCACCGCUGCUGUACAGUCCGAACGGUGCUUCUGCUUACAAUUACGGCAGCUUGGGACAAUAUAUAGCUCUGGAAAUGGCUCGUGGCUUCGGACCCAUGGGCAAAAAUUCCAACUACGAGGACGAACUAAAUCCUUGGGUAACUCCAGAGGUGCAAAAAUUCUACGACAGUGUUAAAAACUGUCUGAAAGAAAGCUGGGACAUUGUGAAGGUAGACAUGGGCAGUUCAACUAUAUUUCGGCAGAGAUCCUGUCAGCCGCGUUGA
Molecule: messenger RNA, 1302 nt
Organism: Rhipicephalus sanguineus (brown dog tick)
Lineage: Eukaryota; Metazoa; Arthropoda; Arachnida; Ixodida; Ixodidae
Product: endothelin-converting enzyme 2-like
Exons: 7
Coding region: 1-1302 (433 amino acids)
Biological process (GO): protein processing
Cellular component (GO): plasma membrane
Molecular function (GO): metalloendopeptidase activity
Source: RefSeq, a predicted model, not a curated record